AUGAUGCACACCGGCGUCACCCCCUGCGAUCUCAAUCGAUUCGGUGUCAUUGUCAGAUCCAGCCCUCGCCACUCUGAUUGCACGAUCGUUGCCGCCAACAAGUUAUGUUCUGAUAUCCGAAGUCCUGACUAUGUUGAUUGUCAUUCAAAUUGUAACAAGUCUACAUCUCAAGUGUCUUUGUUUUUGUGUUCUGACUCCACUAAUAGAAGAAAUGGCCUGCGUAGCGGACUACUUUGUGUGAACCCCUCUAGCAGGAGAAAACUUGUUCCGGCUUCUUAUUCUGUGGAGACAAGUGCUUAUGAUGUGGGUGCCUUAGAAUCUCCUUCACGUGUUGCAGAAGAAAAAGUUGGCGUGCUACUUCUCAAUCUAGGAGGACCAGAGACAUUGAAUGACGUUCAACCUUUUCUGUUUAAUCUUUUUGCAGAUCCUGACAUCAUUCGACUCCCAAGGUUGUUUAGGUUUCUCCAGCGGCCAUUGGCAAAAUUGAUUUCUGUACUUCGGGCUCCUAAAUCCAUGGAAGGGUAUGCUGCCAUUGGUGGUGGCUCGCCUUUACGCAAAAUUACUGAUGACCAGGCACUUGCAAUCAAAAUGGCUUUGCAAGCAAAGGGCCUCUCUUCAAAUGUCUAUGUGGGGAUGCGAUACUGGUACCCAUUCACUGAAGAAGCAAUUCAGCAAAUUAAGAAGGACAGAAUAACAAGGCUUGUGGUACUACCCCUUUAUCCCCAAUUUUCUAUAUCCACGACUGGGUCAAGCAUCCGCGUUCUUGAACAAGUAUUCAGGGAAGAUGCCUAUUUGUCUACACUUCCUGUUUCCAUUAUAAACUCUUGGUAUCAACGAGAAGGUUAUGUUAAGUCAAUGGCUGACUUAAUUGUGAAAGAACUCCAGAGUUUUUCUGAACCAAAAGAGGCGAUGAUAUUUUUCAGUGCACACGGUGUGCCUGUUAGUUAUGUUGAGGAUGCUGGGGAUCCAUACCGAGAUCAAAUGGAGGAGUGCAUCUUCUUGAUCAUGCAAGAACUGAAAGCUAGAGGAGUUUGUAAUGAGCACACUCUUGCUUAUCAGAGUCGAGUGGGUCCUGUACAGUGGCUUAAACCAUAUACAGAUGAAGUUCUUGUUGAGCUUGGCCAAAAAGGUGUAAGGAGUCUUUUAGCUGUUCCAGUGAGCUUUGUGAGUGAGCAUAUCGAGACUCUUGAAGAAAUUGACAUGGAGUACAAGGAAUUGGCUCUUGAAUCUGGCAUUAAGAAUUGGGCACGUGUACCUGCCCUUGGUCUUACCCCUUCCUUCAUUACAGAUUUGGCCGAUGCAGUAGUAGAAGCUCUCCCGUCAGCAAAAGCAAUGUAUCCACCGAACAGCACCUCUGAAGAUGUUGAUCAUGACCCAGUUAAAUAUUUUGUCAAGUUAUUCUUUGGUUCUUUCUUGGCAUUCAUCUUGUUCUUGUCACCCAAAAUGAUCAUGGCAUUCAGGAAUCAUUUUUAG
Molecule: messenger RNA, 1473 nt
Organism: Sphenostylis stenocarpa
Lineage: Eukaryota; Viridiplantae; Streptophyta; Magnoliopsida; Fabales; Fabaceae
Source: the annotation of a GenBank genome assembly